Molecule: messenger RNA, 7220 nt
Organism: Liolophura sinensis
Lineage: Eukaryota; Metazoa; Mollusca; Polyplacophora; Chitonida; Chitonidae
Exons: 9
Coding region: 551-4555 (1334 amino acids)
Molecular function (GO): metal ion binding
Source: RefSeq, a predicted model, not a curated record
UCAAAGUCCAGCUGAGGUUACGACCACUCGGCUGCGAAACUAUUUCGACUACGUUGAUUUCCGUCAAUUUAGUUUCGUUGUAUCCGUUGAGUAAUCAAGGAUGAAAGUUUAAGUUGACGUUGUUAACGGGAAAGCAUCUGAAAGGCUCCCCGCAAUGCUGAUAAUUAGAUCAGACUGACGGGGUUGCGAAGACACUCCGAUCCGAUCAUGCCGUUUUCCUGGGAUGCUAACGAGGUUGACUUCAACAAGCUAAAACGCAUUUGCUGCUUGUUUGGGGAGCGAAAAGACAUUUGUUUGUCGCAGGAUAUUGGCUUGGGGAGUGGCGUGUUCUUCAACUCUGUGCUGUCAGCAGUGAUGGGGAACUUCUAGAUAUACCAACUUGUGGCCAGUGGCUCUGCCUUUACAGUAUGGUUCCUGGUGGACAUGAAACAGCCAGUUGGCAACUGAGAAUGGGGUUAAAUUGCUUUGUGCUCAGCACUUAUAUGUGGGGAAGAUGGAUGAAGCAGAUGUCUGCCUUUAGUGCUUUCAUCUGAAGAAUCUGUCUGUCUCAAUGAAGUAUCCAGAGGGGAGAAUGUCUGUCGAGGCCUCCAUGCCGAUUUCUGUGCAGAGUUGGUUUGGCCAUGAGCUUGAGAUUCGAGGGAUUGACGCUGUCGUCUACACCCGCUACAUAAUCAGCCUGCUCAAACAGGACCAGGUGGAAUUGGACCCAGGAGAGGCAGAUGCAGAUCAUUUAUGGGGCAGAAAAUAUGAUCUGCGAAGGAUUCGUGGAAAGAAAAGCGAAAGGAAGAAAGGGCAGGGUGCAUCAGAAGAAGACCUGAAAAAGAAUGCUGCUGUAGAAUGCCUGAUGGCAAUCUCAGAUGAGGCAACUGAUAUUGAAGAUCUUGUGGAAGAACUUUUCACUCGCCUGAAAGAAAUAAAUGCUCAAAAAGAAAAUUGUGAGCCUCCCAUCGAUCCAUCAAAUCAAGAAUCUUGCCCAGAUGGUUCUGUGACUGCUUCGGCAUGUGAAGAUCCUGCCGAAAGGUAUUAUGCGGCCUUUCCAGCUCUGCAAGGUCAUGGCAGUCAGGCUCAGAUUUCCCCAUCACAGUGCGAUACAAGUGUCUGGAGUAAAAAUCCCAUUACAAGCCAGCUGAGUGAGCCUUCACACGAUACUCAAGAUGAUGCAAGUGAAACUUGCGGACAGAAAGGAUCGUGUGAGGGGAAAUCUCAGAGAACAUCUCAGAAAACUUUGUCAGGGAAAGAAGGAAACAACAUGCACAAGAAAUCUGCAGCAGGUAAACCCACAAUUAAUCUGAAAGCUAACAAACAGGGUCAUCAUCGGCAAGGAAAAUCUAAAAAGGAAAAGGGUCUAAACAGAGCAGCCAGGUUACUGAGUUGGCCACCAGAUGUCCCCAAGAAACCAGACAACCAGAGAAAUGAUUCUGUGCAUUUGUAUCCUAACCACUCAAAGGCAAGAAGCAUGUCACAAACAAGGGUUGGAAAUGUGAAGAAUGAAGAUGUCUGUCCCCAUAAUCCAAUAGCAUCCACUCCAAGAGGUAAAAAACAGAGUUUACGGCCAAGUUCCAGACAUGUACGUGGCUUUAGUUCUUCUGUCAGCCCAGAGUUGAAGGAGCAUGAGUCCUGGUACACUCAACCUCUGGAUGGUAUUCUCAGUUCCAUACCAGACACCAAAGGUCGGCUGUUUAAUCGCCAUAGUUUGUCCUUAUCAGAUCAGUUCAGCUCUGGUCUCCCCAGUUCUGUCGAGUCUUCACCACCUGACUCGCCCAAUGCCCUCCUGAAAGCGUCAGUGGAUGAUGUAUGGGAUAUGGGGGAUAAUGAGCAGUUUUCAGCACGCUUUACAGAGCUCAGCCUGCCAGCAUUCUUCAUGACUGGCAGUGAUAUAGACCAUGUGAUGCCUCAGCAGUUCAGCUGCCUUGAACAAGAGCCUUGGAGUUUCCCCUUUCCUGAUACUCCAUGUGUACCUGGAAUGUCCGAGCCUAAGAUUAUAACAGGAGCAACUACUACCUCAUAUGGCUGUCCUUCGGAUGAUCCUAAUCCUGCACAGCUCCAAGAUAUUAGCCUUGCGGCCAAAUCAGAUGUAACAGCAGAAAUCCAUGUUAACCCAAUACACUUCCUGGAUUCUCUGGAAGAACCUUGUAGUCAGAGCUCUCCAUCACAGUACAAGGCCUGGGGAUCUCUCCCUCUGGAAAUGGAUGACUUUGUUCCGAAUCUGUCUGAUUCCUUUGUUCCUUCACCUUCUGGAAGCUGGACCUCUCGAAAAGAUGUCCAAAGGUCGUCCAGCAAUGUAACCUCACCUGUUGAUGGACAGCCCUAUGACCUGGCAAGUGAUACAAGCCCAAAUUUCUAUAGCUUAUCGCAACUUAGUUCACCAGGUCUUCUGAAGCCUUUAGCUGAAGAGGCCCUGUUCUGUUUUGGUGAUGACUUCAAUUGUUUCCUGUCAGAAUCCUCCAUGAAUUUAUUUGGGGACUUCAGUUCUAAGCCUAAGCAACUCCCAGUACCACCAACUUACCUGGAAAAUUCUGAUUUCUGGACAUUUACAGCUCCUAAGAAACAUGGUGUGUUUUCAGCAAUGCUUUUCACAGAUCUGACUUCACCAGUGCUCUCACAAGAUCACUAUUUGGUUUCAAGCCCAUGGUACUGGACCCAUUUCCUGGAUGAUGCCAGUUUACAAAAGGUGUGGGACAGCCAGCAUCACCUAACUUGUAAAGCGUCUCCAUUGGGAUCUGCCUCUAUGUGGUUUGCAGCAAAAACCUCUGAUGAACCUGGUUUGGAAGAUAAUUAUUUACAAAAAGUCUGGAACUCACAACAGUACAGCUGUAUAACUUCUCCGCUACAUGUUUCCUUGCUUGGCACAAUUCCUGAAGACCUACCCCAGCCUUACAUUCCGUUCUGGCUUCAUGAUAAUAAACCUGUUCCUGCAGAAAUCACUGUAGAAGAUCACAGUGACCCACAAGACACUGACCAAAGAGACAGUAUGUUACAACCAUGCAGUACUUUAUGGAAGCAUCCGAGAAGUGUGUCCUUGGAAAACCUGUCCAAGACAGUGUGGGAAGGUGGCAGUCUGGAGAACACCACUCAGCUGUCCAAGAGCUUUGAGCUUGUGCCAUCUGAGCAUUCAGCCUUUGAGGAUGUUGUACCAAGAAAGCUGUCUCAUGUUCUAAGUGAGCCAAUCAUGAAGUACUGCCAAACCAGUCCUAGACUGGCAGCUGGGGACUGGGAUGAACAAAGUCCAGUGGAGUCAGACGUGGGAGCAGACUCUCAAGAGCAUUUGUUUUUUUCCUCAAAAACUCACUUUAGACCCAUCCAAACUCCAGAAGGUCAGACCCAUGGAGCUUCUCCUAAUGAAGGUGUGGAGAUGCAUCUGAAGGACUUGUUUGGAGGUCACAUGGCCACAUCCAAAACACCGUAUCAGGCUUACAUGGGGAUGGAGAAUCUAGAGGCUUCAUUCAUUCCCAAGUUCCGAGUCAAGAGAAAUAGUGGGAAAUAUGUACAAACUGGACAGUUUGUUGAAAACAUGGAAAAUGUAGAGAAUAAAGAGGAGGAAGAAAGUGAGGAUGUGAUUGAUGACAAGCUGAACAUAGUACUCGAGGUUCUUGGAGAUAUUGGGGAAAGUUGUGAAGGGGCUGUAGCCUCAGAGUUGGCAGAUGGUGGAGCAUCUGACACCAGCGAUACAGUGUCUGCCCAGUUUUCUGAAGAAGAGUGGAAUCUAAGAAGCUUGUGGAAAGAUAACUCAGAAUUAGAAAUCACAGAAAAUGAACUUAUAUUUCAGCCCACCAUGCCAAAUAAACCUUACCCCAUCAGUAUAUGGAGUACUGGUGAGGACGCUGAAAUCCCACCGCUACCUAAGAUUGAUAUGGUCAAUCAAGGGUCGUAUUGGCCCCCAACAGAAAGCCCAAAGAAGAAGAGUACAAAAGUGGGGUCAGUCCUAAUGAAAGCCCUGGUCUCUGAUAGUGCUGGAUGCUUAAACAGUCCAGCGAGUGAAGACCACGACGAUGAUCAGAAUGUCACACGAUUCAAGUUGGACCCUGAUCUGCUGAACUGGACAGAGUUUGCCCCUCUACCAGAUCAAGCCGUGUAUUCUUCGGAGCUGGAGCAUAAAUGGCUGAACUCAGAAGAUAACACAAGUGAUGUUUCUUCUGCAGACAACAGAACCAAAAAAAAACGGAGCUGGAAGCCGUGCAGUUUCUUUCUUGAGGGUCACUGUAGACGAUCUGACUGUAAAUUUGCACAUGACAUGUCCAGUAUCACCUGUCGUUUUUGGGAAGAUGGUGACUGCUUUAAAGGCAGUACGUGUCCAUUUUUACAUGGUUAUCCAAGUGAUGAGGUGGACACUAAACCGUCAGCGACCAGAAACAUCUCCUCUGAGACGAAAAGUGGGGAUUUCCCAAGUCCCUCAAAAUCAAUAAUGCCAUCAGAUGAGACAGCAAACACUAGUUUAUUAAAAGCUGUGAAGAGAGCGGCUAUAAUCAAGAAGGGUUGGAGUGGAUCUGGAAACUUGAGAGGAACUUCAAAAGAGAUUGAGAAAGAUGAAAGAGAAUUCAUUCCAAGGAAAAAUUGAUUGGAGCAAGACAUUGUUACUGGUUAUACGUUGCAGGAGUUGUAUUAAUAUUAUACCAUAGGAGUGCAGUAUGUCCAUGGUAAAAGUGUUCUGUGAUUUAUUAUGAUUUAAACAUGUUGUAUUAUAAGGUAGAUUAGUGCGGACAUGCGGUCAUUUUGUCCAGGCUCCUCAACCAAUUAUAGCUGGGCUCACAUUGACUGCUUUGAGGUAUGAAUUUAAGUUGGUAUAGUACAUGUACAUGAAUACUUUGAUAAAGAUUGUUCUGUAUUACAAGCACAGUGUAACUUACAUUAGUGCAUGUAUGUGUGCCGUCAUCAUUUUGUAUUUUGCUGUCCAGGGUGUUUUGGCCACCUGAUGGCUGUUUAUCUUUGCCUGACAGCAAAUAUAGGCUUAUGUUUUUGUACAGAAUAUAACUUAGGUGUUUUGAAGGGAUAGUUUUAAUAUUUGUUGUAUGCAUAUAGAUGAGGUGAUGUAUUGAAACCUGCUGCCUCCCAAUGUAAUAUGUCGUCAUGACAAAAACCAGAUGGACAUUUGCGUUCUGUUACACCCGACAUUGGUGUGAAACUAGAAAGACAGAGUGAGCAGUUAUAAUCUGGUCUUGUAGAUAUAUAUUCAUGUGAAAGUGCAGUUGUCCAUUUUGGGGAUUCCAUGGCAACGAUAUGACCAGUGUAGCAUAUUCUCUUUGCACAGAGUAUGUCUGUCAGUAUCUCUCGAUGUUGCCAUCUUAUUUAGUACAAGCUUGUCUCUGGUUAAUGCCAGUGUUGAGCAACAUCCAGGAAUAUUACUGAUGUGCUGGUUUAAUUAUCUGUUGUCAACCAUGUCAACAUAAUAUUUACAAGCUUUGCCAACUUAAAUAACCUUUCAUACUUGUGCUUGUAUUCAUCGCAGGAUUUCUUAAACUUUGUAAGGUUUUACUUUAGAUCUGUCUAUUGGGUCGAACUAGCAGACUAUUCAGAAGGUUCAGGUUCAAACCCAGCUUGUAUUGGUGAUUAGCCUUACAGUGUCGAGAGGCUUAAGAGGAUGGCUUGGACGACAGUUAAUAAAGCUUAUUUCAUAUGCGGAAACCUUUCAAUUUGAAGACAGAAGUGAAUGUUGUAAGACCUUUGCAUGGCAUUGUUUUCACAGAUAUAAUUGGCUGAGGAGGAAGUACAUGUACCAUUUGUUUGAGCAUGUACUGAAAAGCAAUAAGUCCUAGAAUUGCAUAUGUUCUGGAAGAUUCAAAGGACAAGAGUUCAUGUACUUGUAAUGUAGAUGUAAAUGUUUGAAUUGUUUAACUAAAGAUGUUAGUCAUUUGUGUUCUACUGUCCAAUAUUGUUAAGGUCGUUGGUAUGUAAAUCCCCAAUAUUUAUAUGGGGAAAGGCCUACACUUGGUGAGCAAUUGUUAAACAUACUAACUGUUGGUUGCAAUGUAAUUAAAAUAAUAUUGUUUGUAAGCCACUAUUCUGUAAACAUUAGUUGAACAUUCUUUUACACCCUGCUCUGUCAAUUGACAUUCUGACGUACCUGGUGGCUUGUAGUGGUCUGACAUAUUUUAUCUGUGAGAAGAGAGGACUAUUACUAUUGACCAAUUCAUUCAUGUCUUUCAACAUAAUUUUGUUUGAUAGAUGAUGAAUCCACCAUUAGACUCACUGCAGUCUCAACCAGAGCAGUGUGUCUCUGAUCGAAGUAGUAUAAGUAUGUUUAGUGUAGGGAAAAUCAUCUUUGGUAUAGUGACUUACAUACAAUGUCGUUUUAAUUAGUUUGCUGUUGUUUGAUGUCAGCACAUGUUACAGGUCAUUUAGCAUAUAUUUAGGUGUGAUGUGUGAGAAAAAAUGGAUAUUUCAUAACACCUGGUAAAAUUUACCAGUGUAGAUGUAACUAGUUUUUGGAAAGUGUAGUAAACUUCAGUGUAGAGCUAUUGGGCUCUAAACAAGAUCUCUGAUGUUGAGACUACCAAUAUCUAGCCUAGAUAUUGAAACUGUAUUGGGUCUGGGCAGAGAUUGUGGAGUCCCACAAGACUAAUAUUACAAGUAAUAAUGUUUUGUUGUAGUAGUAGAGAGUUACUUGUUAUCUGUAUUGAGGAAGUUGCAUUUGUAUACAGUGAUAACACUGUCAUGAUCAGUUUUCCAAAGCUGGUUUGCUAAACUUACAGUAAAGCAUAUCACCCUUUUUUUUUCCCACAACACUACAUGUUGUACUCCUAGUUUAUGUGUAGAUACCAAAGACAAGAAACAAUAAUUAAAGUUUUCUUCCAGUAUGAUACACUGUAACAGGUGCAGUUGAAACUGUGACUUUGCUACUGUUUAAUUGUAUGUUUUAUGACCGCAGCGAAGUGGCAGAUUUCAGCUUGCUGAAGAUUCUGAUAACUUGAGUCUAAAAAUAGUUAUAAAUGUAACAAGACAUCCAACUUUAAGGUUUUUUUUUUUUUUCCCCACUAGAAUUCAGCAGCACAACUAAACCGUUCCCAAAAGUUUUUAGUGUUGUUUGCGUGGUUUGCGUAGAUAGUGUUCAGAUCUAGGAAUCCAACAAUACUAUGCAAUUCAUCAGAAUCCAAAGCCCACAGUUUUGGCCGAGAGCAAACAAUGUUGAAAUAUCAAAUGCAUAAAAUGAGCAAUUGAGCUGCUAUUCACUAAUAUAUUUGCCUGGUCCUGUGUGUCGGGUUACCUGUAUUUUUUUUUUUUUUUUU